CGCGAGGAGGGAGAAAAAGGGGAGUGGAAAGUGACAGGCAAGAUGGCUGGUGGAAACAUGACCCUGGACUCUGUUGCAGUUCCAUCAAACCAGAGCAGCUGUGAUGUGUUUGUAUACCAAAGAGCCGCAGUGGUCCUUUUCCCCAUUUUCUACUCUGUGGUAUUCAUCAUCAGCACAUGCGGCAACAGUUUGGUUCUCCGUGUCAUCUGCCAGAGAAAACAGAAGUUCAACUCCACCUCCAUUUAUCUGGUCAACCUUGCUUUAUCUGAUGCUCUGUUCACACUGGCACUUCCUGGGAGAAUUACCUACUACAUCCGUCACUUUGACUGGCCUUUUGGUGACCUUCUCUGCAAAGUGACCACACUUCUUUUCUUUACAAACACAUAUGCAGGUAUCGGCUUCAUGACCUGCAUCAGCUUGGACAGAUACCUGGCCAUGGUGCAUCCACACCGGCUGCAGUGUUUAAGGAGUGUAAAGGUUGUUCGAAGGGUGUGCUGCCUGGUCUGGGCUCUAGUUUUUCUGGAGGUAGCGCCUCUGCUGUUCCGCAGCAUGCUGCAUGAGCAUCAGGGAAGACGAACCUGCAUGGAGUACUUCAACUUCGAGGGCUCCCGCUUCACUCCGUAUCUUCUGAUUCUGGCCUGCGUUGUGUCCUUCUGCUGCCCGCUUACCAUUAUCAUGUGCUGCUAUGCCAAGAUCAACAUUAAACUGCGAGAUGCAGCUAAAAAGAACUCUGUAACUGGUCGCUCAAGGAGGAAUCACAGGGCCAACACUAUUAUUCUGCUCAUCCUCCUCACCUUCAUCGUAUGUUUUAGCCCUUAUCACGUCAAUGUCAUCCAGUUUAUGGCCAGAAAAAUACACCACCAGCCAACCUGUGAAGAACUGAGAGCCUUUAAAGUGUCUUUACAGAUUACCGUUUCGUUAAUGAACUUCAACUGCUGCUUGGAUCCAGUCAUCUACUUUUUUGCCAUUAAGACAUACAAGAAGAGAGUGAUGAGCCUGUUUAAAGACUAUCUCUAUACUUCCGGCGCCUCCUCCAAAAUGACAGCUGAGAACAGCAGCAGCAACACCUGAGAAACCACAGCUGAUUCUGCAAGAUGCACAUAUAGAACAUAUGCCACAGACCUAUUUUCCCAUGCUAAACUAAAAAAGAAAGAAAAAGAAAAGGGCUUUAUUUUACGUAGUCUCUUCUGCUGAUGUGUUUUUUUAAAUCCCUUCCAUCUAAAAUAUAUAUCAAUUGUGUAUGGACACAUGCAGUGUAUGUGCCUUAAUUUAGCUGUAAAAAAAUGAACUAAAUCCUUGUUCUGCUGUUAGUGUUGCACCCAGUAUUUGUUUGUACUGUAUGUAUUGCCAAGUGGUUUUGUUGUUGUUGU
Molecule: messenger RNA, 1370 nt
Organism: Maylandia zebra (zebra mbuna)
Lineage: Eukaryota; Metazoa; Chordata; Actinopteri; Cichliformes; Cichlidae
Product: G-protein coupled receptor 183
Biological process (GO): G protein-coupled receptor signaling pathway
Cellular component (GO): membrane
Molecular function (GO): oxysterol binding; G protein-coupled receptor activity
Source: RefSeq, a predicted model, not a curated record